Messenger RNA from Miniopterus natalensis, 5296 nucleotides. Lineage: Eukaryota; Metazoa; Chordata; Mammalia; Chiroptera; Miniopteridae. The record is from RefSeq and is a predicted model, not a curated record.
UCUCUCUUCCACUUUUUCUGAAAAGCAAUGGCAAAAAUAUCAUCGGGAGAGGAUUUAAAACAAACACAGAAGAGUAAAAUAUGCAACAGUUUGGAUGGUGGUCAGUGCUAUGGAUAAAAUAAAGUAGGGUGAGGGCCUGGAGCAUGUGAGCGAGGAUGGCUGCUAUAGUCGGUGGUUUAGGGGCCCCUCUGAGGAGUUGAUGCCUAAACUGAGACCUGAGUGCUGGGGAGUGCUGGGUGAGGCAUAUUCCAAGUAGAGGGAUAGUAGAGGCAAAGGCUCUGAGGCAGGAACCUGCCUAGUAAAUUGGAGGAGAUCAAAAGGCCAAUGGGCCUGCAGUCAGGUGAGCAGGGAAGAGAAUGGAAGGAGGAAGACAAGGGCCAGAUGUGAGGACUGAGCUUUGACUCUAGUAAGCUGGGAGCCACGGGGGCAGGAGGGUUCCUGAACAGAGGAGGGGACUGGCCAGACACGGUCAGAUCCAGCAUUGGCAUGGCAGUGCUGGUGGGAAAGGGAAGUUGCCCUCCACCCUCAGUCAAAUGGUCAACUGUAUCUUCAGGUAGACUCACUGCCCCCAGUGCCCAGAUGGGAAACUAAGGCUUGGAGAAGACUGACUAGCCCAAGGCCAAGCCAAUUGUCCAGAGGGUUCAGCCCCUGCCUGGAUGAAUUGAGGCAGGAGGGAGGCUGGGGCAACAGGCCUGGGCAUCAGGGUUUCUUUUUUUUCUUUUUUAAGAGGAAGGGGGGGGGGGAGAGAAACAUUAAUUGUUUUCCUCCUGUAUGUGUACGAACUGGGAAUCAAACCCUCAGCCUAUGUAUGUGCCCUGACCAGGAAUGGAACCUGCAAUGUUUUGGUGUCCUGGACGAUGCUCCAACCAACUGAACCACCCAACCAGGGCUAUCAAGGUUUCGUACAAAAUGUGUGUCUUGCUGAGAUAGUGGUCAGGAGGUACCUGUGACCCACAGGUAGUAUCCUACAUUGGUGUUAAGGACAUGGGGUUGGGAGUGUAGGCUUCCCAGGGAGAGGCCCCCCCAACUAGGCCUCAGGGGAUAAGUAUGAACUUUUUGGGUAGGCGGGCAACGGAGAAAAGCCCAAGCUAGGCUGGUGGAGCUGGCACCAGUCUACACUGGGACUGGCCCUGCCAGGAGCAGAGAACUCCAGUGGAAGCCAUUCCAUUAAUACCACCCCGUGCGCAGGCUCUCUUCACACCAUCCCCACCACAGAUGGGGGUGGGGGGUCAUGUUGCUCAAUUUUCAGCUGGGGAACCCAAGUCUGGUAAGUGGGUGACACCUUCAGGGACUGAUCAGGAAGCUCCUCUGGCCCUCAGUCUCCCUGUCUCUGACUCUGGGGGUUGGGCAGAUUGUCAAGAGCCUCUGCCUAGGUGACCUUGGGUGUUGACUUCUGACCUCCACAUGGGGUCUGUGUUUGGGGAAUGCCAUGGACUUCACGGGGGUCCCAGACAGCAUGACGCCUCACCAAGCUUCAGUCUGUGCCUCUAGGAACAAGGUGCAGCAGAGCCUGAAGGCUGCCUUGGGGUGGGCCUCAGGGUGGGCCGGGGCAGCCAAGCCUGUGCAAGUGCCCUCCCCUCACCCUACAGACCGUGGAGCAUGGCUUCCCAAACCAGCCCAGCGCCCUGGCCUUUGACCCCGAGCUUCGCAUCAUGGCCAUUGGCACCAGGUCUGGGGCCGUCAAGAUCUACGGUGCACCUGGUGUGGAAUUCACUGGCCUACACCGAGAAAUGGCCACGGUCACCCAGAUGCACUUCUUACCUGGCCAGGGCCGCCUCCUGACCCUGCUGGAUGACAGCAGUCUGCAUCUCUGGGAGAUCAUCCACCAUAAUGGCUGUGCUCACCUGGAGGAAACACUCAGCUUUCAGCUGCCCAGUCGGCUGGGCUUUGAUGGUGCCAGUGGCCCGCCCACCCUUGCCCACAUCACAGUGGUCCUGCUUGUGGCUGCUGGCAACAUGGCAGCUCUGGGCACAGAGGGUGGCAGCGUCUUCUUCCUGGAUGUUUCCACCCUGAUGCUGAUUGAGGGUCAGACCCUUGGCCCUGACGAGGUUCUGCGAAGUUUGCCAGAUGACUACCGGUGUGGGAAGGCACUGGGCCCUGUGGAGUCCCUGCAGGGACACCUGCGGGACCCCACCAAGAUCCUCAUUGGCUACAGCCGGGGCCUGCUGGUCAUCUGGAACCAGGCAGCGCAGUGUGCAGACCGUGUCUUCCUGGGCAACCAGCAGCUGGAGAGCCUGUGCUGGGAACGUAGUGGCAGCACGCUGGUCAGCUCCCACAGCGAUGGCAGCUACGCCAUCUGGUCUGCGGACACUGGUGGUUCCCCAGUCACGCAGCCUACAGUGGCCACCAUGCCCUAUGGCCCCUUCCCCUGCAAAGCCAUCAAUAAGAUUCUGUGGCGAAACUGUGAAUCUGGGGGCCACUUUAUCAUCUUCAGUGGCGGCAUGCCCCGUGCCAGCUAUGGUGACCGCCACUGUGUGAGUGUGCUCCGGGCUGACACCCUGGUGACACUAGACUUCACCUCCCGCAUCAUUGACUUCUUCACGGUGCACAGCACGCGACCAGAGGAUGAGUUUGACGAGCCCCAGGCCUUGGCUGUGCUGCUCGAAGAAGAGUUGGUGGUGUUAGACCUGCAAAUGCCCGGCUGGCCAGUUGUGCCUGCUCCGUACCUGGCCCCAUUGCAUUCGUCUGCUAUCACGUGCUCGGCCCAUGUUGCCAAUGUCCCUGCCAAGCUGUGGGCCCGCAUUGUGAGCGCUGGGGAACAGCAGAGCCCCCAGCCUGCCUCCAGUGCCUCGAGCUGGCCCAUCACCGGGGGCCGGAACCUGGCCCAGGAACCAUCUCAACGAGGGCUGCUGCUGACUGGUCACGAGGAUGGCACUGUGAGGUUCUGGGAUGCCUCUGGCGUGGCACUGCGGCCGCUCUACAAGCUGAGCACAGCUGGCCUCUUCCAGACAGACUGUGAGCACGCCGACAGUCUGGCCCAGGCCACCGAAGAUGACUGGCCGCCCUUCCGCAAGGUGGGCUGCUUUGACCCCUACAGUGAUGAUCCCCGGCUCGGGGUACAGAAGGUGGCACUCUGCAAGUACACAGCUCAGAUGGUGGUGGCUGGCACUGCAGGCCAGGUGCUGGUUCUGGAGCUCAGCGAUGUGCCGUCAGAACAGGCAGUCGGCGUGGCCAGUGUGGACCUCCUCCAGGACCGAGAGGGCUUCACGUGGAAGGGCCAUGAGCGGCUGAGCCCACGCACCGGUCCCUUGCCCUGGCCUGCUGGCUUCCAGCCCCGAGUGCUGGUUCAGUGUCUGCCACCAGCUGCAGUCACUGCCGUCACGCUACACACAGAGUGGAGCCUCGUGGCCUUUGGCACCAGUCAUGGCUUUGGCCUCUUUGACUACCAGCGCAAGAGCCCUGUGCUGGCCAGGUGCACUCUUCACCCCAAUGACUCCCUGGCCAUGGAGGGGCCGCUCUCCCGUGUGAAGUCGCUCAAGAAGUCACUGCGCCAGUCUUUCCGGCGCAUCCGUAAGAGCCGAGUCUCAGGCAAGAAACGGACUGUUAAUACCAACAGCAAGUUGCAGGAGGCCAACGCGCACCUGGCAGAGCAGGCCUGCCCCCAGGACGUGGAAAUGGCUCCCGUGCAGCGCCGCAUUGAGGCCCGCUCAGCUGAUGACUCCCUCUCGGGUGUGGUGCGCUGCCUCUACUUCGCUGACACGUUUCUCCGAGAUGCAGCCCACCAUGGACCCACCAUGUGGGCAGGCACCAACUCGGGCUCUGUGUUUGCCUAUGCGCUGGAGGUGCCAGCGGCAGUGGCAGGCAGCGAGAAGCGGCCCGAGCGGGUGGUGGAGGCUGUGCUGGGCAAGGAGGUGCAGCUAAUGCAUCGUGCACCGGUGGUGGCCAUUGCUGUGUUGGAUGGGCGUGGCCGCCCACUGCCUGAGCCCUAUGAGGCCUCUCAGGACCUGGCCCAGGCACCGGACAUGCAGGGUGGCCAUGCAGUGCUCAUCGCAUCCGAGGAGCAGUUCAAGGUGUUCACACUACCCAAGGUGAGCGCCAAGACCAAGUUCAAGCUGACAGCCCAUGAGGGCUGUCGCGUGCGCAAAGUGGCACUGGCCACAUUUGCCAGCGUGGCCUGUGAGGAUUAUGCUGAGACCUGCCUGGCCUGCCUCACCAACCUGGGUGACGUGCAUGUCUUCUCGGUGCCGGGCCUGAGGCCCCAGGUGCAUUACUCCUGUAUCCGGAAGGAGGACAUCAGCGGCAUCGCCUCCUGUGUCUUCACCCGCCACGGCCAGGGCUUUUACUUGAUUUCUCCAUCGGAGUUUGAACGCUUCUCCCUAAGUGCCCGGAACAUCACAGAGCCGCUCUGCUCUCUGGACAUCAGCUGGCCCCAUGAUGCUGCCCAUGCCAGCUACAGACUCCAAGAGUCACCCAAGCUGAGCCAGGCUAACGGGACCCUGGGCAUCCUCCUGGCCCCACAGAGCCAUGAUGGAAGCCCUAAUCCUGUCUGCAGCAAAGGAACUGAUACCCCAGAGCUGCCUGAGGCCACGCUCUCGCCUAUGUCCAUUGAUUCGGCCACCAGUGCUGACACAACUCUGGACACAACAGGGGACAUCACGGUGGAGGACGUGAAGGAUUUCCUGGGCUCUUCAGAGGACUCUGAGAAGAAUCUGAGGAACCUGGUGGAAGAUGAGGCUCGAGCCUGUGCCAUUCUGAUUAAAUGAGGAAGGCCAGACCUACCUGGCCACCACCUGCCUUGUUUGGAGCUGGGAUCCAGGACCUGUGUUUCCUCCCAGCCUUUCGCACAGACCUAUACUUGCUAAUCUGCAAGCAGCACCUGCCCACCUUGGCCCCAGGAUGUGGGCCUGGAACUCUGGGGUGGACUCGGACUGGCCCCUUCUACGGGCAGUACCUGGAAACCAGUUGUCACAGGGAAGGACAGUUGGGGCUGGCAGCCCAUGCCACCUCCCACUCCACACCAUCCUUCCCCCCUCCUUUGCAAAGAAUAUUUUUCUAAUGCCUGGCUGGACAGUGCCGGGUUGGACAGUCAUUUCUAAAACUAUUUUGGUACUUGCUCCUGGGCUAGCGUGUCUUCCUCCUGCCCAGCCUGUACAUGAAUGGGUGUGUGUGUGUGUGUGUGAGUGUGAGAGAGAGAGAGAAAGAGAGAGAGAGAGAGAGACUGGGAGCUCCCUGGGCACCCAGGACUAGGGCCCAGUCAGAUGUGUGGAUGUAGGGGUCAGAAUGGGUUUCCCUGUAGAUUGUCCCUUGGGAGUUUUCUGUUAUUUUGUUAACAUUAGCACUGUUUUAAUAUUAAUAA